Molecule: messenger RNA, 2658 nt
Organism: Exophiala oligosperma
Lineage: Eukaryota; Fungi; Ascomycota; Eurotiomycetes; Chaetothyriales; Herpotrichiellaceae
Exons: 1
Coding region: 286-2505 (739 amino acids)
Biological process (GO): double-strand break repair via nonhomologous end joining
Cellular component (GO): nucleus
Molecular function (GO): DNA-directed DNA polymerase activity; DNA binding
Source: RefSeq, a predicted model, not a curated record
ACCACAUCAAGUCCAACACCUCGUAUUCGCAUUAUGUGAGGUCUCGCACAGGGUGUGUUCCCUCCCGCAGCCUAAAUAGCCAGAUGACAAACAUGAAUGAGCCAACGCGUAUCGAGUCUACUACUUCGCUUUACCCUCCGACUUCAACUCACAUGGCAACCCAUCAUGUUCUGCUGACCAUGAAAUCACUGUGGCGAGGAUAAGUGACAAUUGACACCUUUGCAGCACUUCUCCAGUCCUCAGGUCUCAUCUUACUUUGGUCGCAACAUAGAUUACACCAGGAUCAUGCCGGAGUCACCAAAACCUCCUGCACUUGACUUGGCAUCUGUUCCGCCAAUAUACAUCCUGCCAAGUCACCUGGACCCGGAAGCAUUGCAUGAGCAGGAGGAUCUCGUCUUCCGACUAGGUGGAUCUCUCACGUACGACUCUCAGGAGGCACGAGUGUUCCUGGGCAAGAUCGGCCAAAAGAAACGUGCCGCCUUUGAUCUGAGAGCGAGAGGAGUGUGGACUGAGGAAGCGCUCUUGCCUGAGAUCGAUCACCAAUAUCCUAGUCGUGACAAUCACGACAAAGGACAGCCACCUCACAAGAAGGCCAGGACAGGAUGGAUUGAACGUGAUGUGAAGAGGCGAGACCUAAAGCGAAGACGGGAUUCUAGAUCAAGCACGAGCACCGAAGCCUCGACUCGGUCCGAAAACCAUCCUCCUUCACCACCACCGGUUGUGUCGUGGCCGAACCUGAAAUCCCACAUCGUCGUCCUCAAACUCGCCUGGCUCGAGUCCUGUAUCAACAAAGGUCACAUUGUCCACUAUAAACCGUACAUAAUCUACAGUGGCAAGAUCAUCCCCAAGCCAGCGGGUGAAACCUCACCCAAAGCACUCCCCGACCCGACGACGUACGUCAAGACGACCGCUUCCGGCUCGUCCUCCUCUCACCAUGUACCAAAACCCACCACGUCCAUCCUCGAACGUGCCAAAGCCGAUGCGGCUAUGCAUCAAUCUCAUCCGAGUACCUCCGCAACCUCCCACCUUCAUCGUCGCCGCUUCGGUGACCAUGCACACUCAACAUCAUCCCACCAAGCAAAGCACCCACCGAAACUCCAUCGCACCACGACGUCCGAGUUCGAGGAUCUCGCCAACAACCCUCUCCCACCCUUGCCCGACUGGGCCACGGGACGGUACGCGCACUACUCGUGUUGCCGCGACACGCCUAUGGUCACGCGCAACGCCGCCUUCAUCGCACAACUCACCAAGAUCAAAGAAUCGCGGCUCCUCACGCUCGACGACAUCGGCGUGCGAGCCUACUCGACGUCCAUCGCCAGCCUGUCCGCCUACGAACACCACAUCCGCCACCCGGACGAGAUCACCCGCCUCCCCGGGUGCAACGCCAAGCUCGCGGCCUUGUGGACCGAAUGGUACCACUCGGCCGACACGGACGGGGAGCGGUCGAUCGCGACGGUCCGCGCGCUCGACGACGACGACGACCUCCGGCACCUCCGGCUGUUCUGGAACAUAUGGGGCGUGGGUCCCGACACGGCGCGGAAAUUCUACUUUGAGCGCGGCUGGAGGGACUUGGACGACGUGGUCGAGUUCGGCUGGUCGGGCCUCACGCGCGUCCAGCAGAUCGGGGUCAAGUACUACGACGAGUUCCUGGCCAAGAUCCCCCGGGCCGAGGUCGAGGGCAUCGCGGGUGUCAUCUUGCGCCACGCCCGGGGCGUCUUGGGGGUUGGGCCCGCGCAACACGGCGGGCCCCAGGACGUCGAGUGCGUGAUCGUCGGCGGGUACCGCCGGGGGAAGACCGAGUGCGGGGACGUCGACGUCGUGCUCAGCCACCGCGACGAGGAAAAGACCAAAGACCUGGUGGUCGACGUGGUGUCGAGCCUCGAGGCCGAAGGUUGGAUCACCCACACCCUCAGUCUGCACACCACGACCAGUGAUCGAGGGCAGGCGACCUUGCCGUUCCGCUCGACCGGCCAUCACCAUCACGGUGCCGGUGGGUUCGACAGUCUGGACAAGGCGUUGUGCGUCUGGCAGGACCCGAGGUUUGAACAAGAUUCUCUUGCGGGUCUCCAUCCGGACGAGGCAAGCCCGAACCCAAAGAGCGACGAAAAGAAACAAGACCAAAAAAACCCAAACGUCCAUCGGAGGGUGGACAUCAUCAUCUCGAGUUGGCGCACCGUCGGCUGUGCCGUGUUGGGAUGGAGCGGCGGUACCACGUUCCAGAGGGACAUACGACAGUUUGUCCACAAGACCAAAGGUCUCAAGUUUGACAGUUCGGGCGUCAGGGACCGUGCCAACGGCCUGGUCCUCGACUUUGAGAGCCCGAGGCCGAAGACCCAAAACGCCCUCGAGGCCAUCUUGAAGGGUCAAAAACCGUCACCACCGCCGGACCUCUCCCGGCCCGGUGACCAGUGGGACGACGGGGACACUUGGCAGGACAGGGAGCGGAGACUCAUGGACGGUCUGGGUUUUGGAUAUAGACCUCCUGAGAAACGGUGCACCGGGUGAAGAUUUUGAUUACAUACCUACCUACCUAUGGGAUAGUCCGCGGCCAAACUUUCAAAUCUUCAGGGAUCUAGGUAUUCGUUGCUGGUCGACGACGCACCGCACGAUCCGUCCAACUUUGGAUCUGUACUUUUGUAUAUAACAAUCUUAUCUUUG